Laccaria bicolor S238N-H82 is the source of this 1625-nucleotide messenger RNA. RefSeq lists its product as uncharacterized. Bases 49 to 1476 code for a protein of 475 amino acids. Lineage: Eukaryota; Fungi; Basidiomycota; Agaricomycetes; Agaricales; Hydnangiaceae. Gene Ontology annotation, biological process: acetyl-CoA metabolic process; ergosterol biosynthetic process. The transcript is spliced from 5 exons. The record is from RefSeq and is a predicted model, not a curated record. Gene Ontology annotation, molecular function: hydroxymethylglutaryl-CoA synthase activity.
CAAUUUCCUCUACCCACUUUCUUCCUCCUUGUUUCUUGCGCCUCCACCAUGACUAUCCCUCUCGCUACACCUGCUCUCGACAUCGAACUCCCGCGUCCUAAAGACGUUGGUGUCCUUGCUAUGGAGGUUUACUUCCCUCGUCGCUGUGUCUCUGAGAGUGACCUUGAAGUAUUCGACGGCGUCUCAAAGGGAAAGUACACCAUUGGUCUUGGCCAGGAGUACAUGGCUUGGCCAGAUGACCGCGAGGAUAUAAAUUCCUUCGCGCUCAAUGCUGUCUCUGGUUUACUUGAAAAGUACAACAUUGACCCCAAGUCCAUUGGUCGCAUCGACGUAGGUACAGAAACCCUCAUCGACAAAUCAAAAUCUGUGAAGACCACCCUUAUGGACCUCUUCGCUGAGUCUGGGAACUUCGACAUCGAGGGUAUCGACUCUAAAAACGCGUGCUAUGGUGGAACCGCCGCUCUCUUCAAUGCCAUUAAUUGGGUUGAAUCGAGCUCCUGGGACGGACGCAAUGCUAUCGUUGUCGCUGGUGACAUUGCCGUCUACGCUGAGGGUGCAGCUCGUCCUGCUGGCGGUGCUGGUGCUUGCGCCAUCCUUAUUGGGCCUAACGCCCCAGUUGUAUUCGAACCCAUCCACGGAAGCUACAUGGCGAACACUUACGACUUCUAUAAGCCCAACUUGUCUUCCGAGUACCCCGAGGUCGACGGCCCUGUCUCUGUUGUGACAUAUGUCGCCGCACUAGACGCGGCCUACAAUAUAUUCAGGGAAAAGGUCGGAAGAGCAGCAAAACGCGGUGUUGUCAAUGGUCACGCCUCAUCAUCUGAGCCUGCGUUCUCUUUGGAGGAUGUCGACUACGCCAUCUUCCACAGCCCCUAUGGCAAGCAAGCUGUCAAAGGCCACGCCCGCUUGCUCUACAACGACUUCAUCAGUAAUCCAAAAGCUCCCCGCUUCGCCGGAAUCCCUGAUCCCGAAUCACUUCUCUCUGCCACCCAUGCUGCAUCACUGACUGACAAAAACGUCGAGAAGACCUUUGUUGCUGCAUCAAAAGCAUCAUUCAAACAGAAAUCUGAUCCCGGCAUGGCCUGCUCUCGCCGGUUGGGAAACAUGUAUACUGCUUCGUUGUACGGCUGCCUGGCGUCACUGUUAGCCACCGUCGAGCCCGCACAGCUCAAGAGCAAACGAGUCAGUUUGUUCUCGUUCGGGAGCGGCUGUGCUUCCAGCUUCUUCACCCUCCGUGUUAAGGGGGAUACAAGUGAAAUCAAGGAAAAGAUGCAGUUGAUUGAACGCCUGUCGACGAUGAGCGUCGUUCCUCCUGAAGAGUUUGUUGCUGCGCUCGCUCUCCGGGAGAAGAACCACAAUGCGGCCAACUACACACCCGAGGGUCUUGUGGAGAACAUCUGGCCUGGGGCUUACUACCUGGACAGUGUCGAUGCCAAAUACCGACGAAAAUACGUCAGGGCUCCUCUCACUGCUUGAAUAUCAAGUUUUCUCUACUAUACCCCAUCGUAUAUCCCAUCAUCUUCGAUCUUCCUGCAUGUUUAAAAACUUUACUAUCAUUACUUGUAAUUACUACUCGUCAAAAUGGGUUGUAUUUAUAUGCCUUAACCGUCGCCCCAUUCAUCGCA